Messenger RNA from Colius striatus (speckled mousebird), 1020 nucleotides. Its product is annotated as olfactory receptor 14C36-like. The record is from RefSeq and is a predicted model, not a curated record. Gene Ontology annotation, molecular function: G protein-coupled receptor activity; olfactory receptor activity. Lineage: Eukaryota; Metazoa; Chordata; Aves; Coliiformes; Coliidae. Bases 1 to 1020 code for a protein of 339 amino acids. Gene Ontology annotation, biological process: G protein-coupled receptor signaling pathway. Gene Ontology annotation, cellular component: membrane. The transcript is spliced from 3 exons.
AUGUCCAACAGCUCCAUCACCCAGUUCCUCCUCUUGUCAUUUGCAGACAGGAGGGAGCUGCAGCUGCUGCACUUUGGGCUCUUCCUGGGCAUCUACCUGGCUGCCCUCCUGGCCAAUGGCUUCAUCAUCACCGCCGUGGCCUGCGACCAUCGCCUCCACACCCCCAUGUACUUCUUCCUGCUCAACCUCUCCCUCCUUGACCUGGGCUCCAUCUCCACCAUUGUCCCUAAAGCCAUGGCCAGUUCCCUCUGGGACUCCAGGGCCAUUUCCUACAUGGGAUGUGCUGCACAGGUGUUUCUGUUUGUCUUUUUCAUGUCAGCAGAGUAUUUCCUCCUCACUGUCAUGUGCUACGACCGCUACCUUGCCAUCUGCAAGCCCCUGCACUAUGGGACCCUCCUGGGCAGCAGAGUUUGUGCCCACAUGGCAGCAGCUGCCUGGGGCUGUGGGUUUCUCUAUUCUCUCCUGCACACGGCCAGUACAUUUUCCCAACCCCUCUGCCAGGGCAAUGCUGUGGACCAGUUCUUCUGUGAAAUCUCCCAGAUCCUUCGAAUCUCUUGCUCUGAUACCUACCUCAGGGAGUUUCAACUCCUUGUGUUUAGUGCUUGUGUCUUUUGGGGGUGUUUUGUGUUCAUUGUUCUGUCCUACGUGCAGAUCUUCAGGGUGGUGCAGAGGAUCCCCUCUGAGCAGGGACGGCGCAAAGCCUUUUCCACCUGCCUCCCUCACCUGGCCGUGCUCUCCCUGUUUGUCAGCACUGCCACCUUUGCCUGCCUGAAGCCUCCCUCCAUCUCCUCCCCAUCCCUGGAUAUGGUGAUGGCAGUGCUGUACUCUGUGGUGCCUCCAGCAGUGAACCCCCUCAUCUACAGCAUCAGGAACCAGGAGCUCAAGGACUCUAUUAAGAAACUCCUUCAGCACUCAUGGCUGCAUCUGUCCCGCCCCACAGAGUUAUUUCUAUCCAAUUUGCCUACAUGUUCCCUAACACGAUCCUCCGCCACUCAGAUCAGCCUCGGGGACAGCCCUUGA